UUCGUGCUCUGGCAUCCAAAGCACUCUUACUUCUUUUCAAAUAUGCUUCAGUGGCAUGCAACGGUUGACACCCUUUUUGGAUGCAUCUGGGAGAUUUCUAGCUCAGUUGCAAGACUCAGCUGCAGCAGUCGCUGCACAACAACUGGAGGCACAAGAUGAAACACUUUGUGGCCAGGCUGUGGCUGCUGCUGGCACUGAGCCACUUCAGCAUCACCGAGUGGGUGGAGAUAGCACACUCUCAGACACGACCGAUUGCCAGCUCCAAUAGCAAUAGCAAGCAGGUGGCAGUUGAGCGAAAUGCCAAUGGCGAAGGCUUCAGCACGCCCAGCGCCGUCUGGCUGGAAUACCAGCGAGAGCGUUUUGGCUUGCGCAACGGACAGAGCAAUCCUUUGGUGGUUAGCGAUGCGGGCGGACUGAAGCACAGCUCACAGAUUGUGGUGUCCAACAACAGUCAGGUGAUUCAUGCACGGACCAAGCUGGUAGUGAAAAACAGUUCCAGUAGUCCGCCAGUGGAGGUGGAUGUAGUCGUUACGCCCAAAGUGGAAACGACAUCGCGUCGCCACUCGUCGCAUGUGGAGAGUGCCGAGGACGUCGAUGAGGUUGUGGAGACUGCCACCGAGCAGUCGGACAGCGAGGAUGAUGGGGACCUACUUUUGCCCAGUAUGCAGGGUUUUCUGAAAUUCCUCAAAAAGAUGCAAAUCGGCUGGAUUAAGAAGUCGGCGCUCAACAUAGAAAAUAAAAUUAAAUUACUGAAGCAGCUGCGCGAUAAUUUCAUGAAAAUUAUUGAGCAACAGUUCUCGGUGCUGUGGCAACCAACGGAGCGGCACAGACGCAGACGACGCGGCCUGUUGGAUGAAUCCAAUUUAGAAUUUCCACCGGAAGCAGCGCUAAUGAGUAUUAAUUUUUUAACGUUUGCAGUAUUUUUAAUUAAACUAGUGCUGCAAGUGGUAAAAAUAGUUAAAAGCAAACACUAUAACUUCGCGGGCUUCAAUAUAAAUGCAGAUGUUCGGAGUCCAUAAAAUUAUUAAUU
Molecule: messenger RNA, 1030 nt
Organism: Drosophila navojoa
Lineage: Eukaryota; Metazoa; Arthropoda; Insecta; Diptera; Drosophilidae
Source: RefSeq, a predicted model, not a curated record